Cuscuta epithymum is the source of this 1164-nucleotide messenger RNA. The record is from the annotation of a GenBank genome assembly. NCBI's taxonomy places the organism in Eukaryota, Viridiplantae, Streptophyta, Magnoliopsida, Solanales, Convolvulaceae.
UGGGAUGAGAGGGUGUAGGCAAUGUUGACUUGAAGAGAAUGGCAUCAAAAGGACAUUGGAAGGGUCCAUGCCAUGCUAUCAUUGUGUAAUAAGCCAAAAAGAGGGUGUUGCCUCUCACCUCCAUCAUUCAUUCGACCCAAGGCAUCCAAGAGGAGUAAAAGAGCUCUGCAACUCCAUUCUUUCACAGCUAAUUUCGAGCUCAAGUCCAAGGCAUCCAAAGAGGGAGUUUAAAGAAGGGAAAAAGGGAAGAAAAGGUGUGGUGAUUAAGGCACUUGUAAAGGGUGAUUUAAGAACUUUCACGAAGUUGAAAGAGUUACCGGAGUUGUCGCCGGAGUUCAUCAAAGUUCGCCGGAGUUUCACCGGAGUUCAACCGGGAAGGGUAGAACUUCAUAACGCUCAUUCGAGAAAUUGGCCCAGUGUAAAAAAAAUCUGGCCCAAUGAAGAAAUAUAUGGCCCAGUGCAAAAACAGUCCAGCUCCAAGUAAAAAAAGUGUUGCGCCGCAGCAGCUUCCAAGCCAGCGGGAGACGCAGGCCAAUUCUCAACUUCCUAAGCCGGACGCCUUUCACGAAUCACGCACCACGCACGUCUCAGACGGACGUCUCCGACUCGUCGUGUGCUCGCCGACUCGCCGGAGACGCAUGCUAACUCAGUAACUCCCUAAGCUGCUCGGGCCACUCGGGGUCUGCUCCUGCUCCGCUGCUCCCCUGUGCGGACUGCGCAGCACUCUUGGACUCCAAAAGCCGGCUGAUUCUGCUUCUCCUCUCCUCAAUCUUACAUUCUUACUCCUUCAAGAGUUCAAGCCAAGGUUGAAGCUAAGGCUAGCUAUCCACAUUUUGCUCGGUGAAGUAUUCUAAAGGAAGACGUGGUUCGUGCUUCCUUUAUUGUUUUAAACUACAAACUUGCUCAUGGAUACUUUGUAAUAAAUACAUUUGUUUUGGGCCUGCGUGCCUACGUUUGGCCAUGUGUGGUCCAUGAUUGAAUAUUGAAUAUUUCCGCUAUUCAUUCAAUCCCAAGAUGUGAUGUUGUUAUGUAUGUUUACUUACUGAGUAUGGUAUGGACUAUGUUCAUGGACGCCUUGUGUGACUAAGUCGCGUUGACUUGCGAGUGACGUCAUUUAGUCAUACGGCGGUUGUACACGCGCUCAGAUGCGGUCUGGGGUGUGAC